Messenger RNA from Budorcas taxicolor (takin), 2662 nucleotides. RefSeq names its product semaphorin 7A (John Milton Hagen blood group) (gene SEMA7A). Gene Ontology annotation, molecular function: semaphorin receptor binding; chemorepellent activity; integrin binding. Gene Ontology annotation, cellular component: external side of plasma membrane. The transcript is spliced from 14 exons. Gene Ontology annotation, biological process: integrin-mediated signaling pathway; positive regulation of cell migration; positive regulation of axon extension. The record is from RefSeq and is a predicted model, not a curated record. NCBI's taxonomy places the organism in Eukaryota, Metazoa, Chordata, Mammalia, Artiodactyla, Bovidae. Bases 22 to 2016 code for a protein of 664 amino acids.
CGCCGUCGCUCCGCUCCAGGGAUGACACCGCCUCCGUCCAGAUGCACCGCCCUCGGCGCCCCGCGAGCCCGCGUUUCCAGCCCUCUGGCUCGGUCCAGGUUCCCGCUGCGGCUGCUGCUGCAGCUGGUCUGGACGGCCGCCGCCUCCCAAGGCCACCCGAAGAGCGGACCCCGCAUCUCCGCUGUCUGGAAAGGCCAUGCAGGGCAGGACCACGUGGACUUCGGCUCAACUGAGCCACACACGGUGCUUUUCCAUGAGCCAGGCAGCUCCUCCGUGUGGGUGGGCGGACGCAACAGAGUCUAUGUCUUUGACUUCUCCAAGGGCAGGAACGCCUCCGUGCGCACGGUGAACAUUGGCUCCACCAAGGGGUCCUGCCGGGACAAGCAGGACUGUGGGAACUACAUCACACUCCUGGAGAAGCAGAACGAAGGGCUGCUGGCCUGUGGCACCAAUGCUCGGCGCCCCAGCUGCUGGAUCCUGGUGAACAACUCUGUGGAGUUUCUUGGGGAGAGGAAAGGUUAUGCGCCCUUCAGCCCUGAUGAGAACUCCCUGGUUCUGUUUGACGGGGACGAGGUGUACUCCACCAUCCGGAAGCAGGAAUAUAACGGGAAGAUCCCUAGGUUCCGCCGCAUCAAGGGUGAGAUAGAGCUGUACACCAGUGACACCGUCAUGCAGAACCCACAGUUCAUCAAGGCCACCAUCGUGCACCAAGACCAGGCCUAUGAUGACAAGAUCUACUACUUCUUCCGAGAGGACAACCCUGACAAGAAUCCCGAGGCCCCGCUCAAUGUGUCCCGAGUGGCCCAGCUGUGCAGGGGGGACCAGGGUGGUGAGAGUUCACUGUCGGUGUCCAAGUGGAACACCUUCCUGAAAGCCAUGCUGGUGUGCAGUGAUGCUGCCACCAAUAGGAACUUCAACCGGCUCCAGGACGUCUUCCUGCUCCCCGACCCUAAUGGCCAGUGGAAGGACACUAGGGUCUACGGUGUCUUCUCCAACCCCUGGAACUACUCGGCUGUCUGCGUGUACUCCCUCGGUGACAUUGACAAGGUCUUCUGCACUUCCUCACUCAAGGGCUACCACUCGAGCCUCCCCAACCCACGGCCUGGCAAGUGCCUCCCAGACCGGCAGCCGAUACCCACAGAGACCUUCCAAGUGGCCGACAGUCACCCUGAGGUGGUGCAGAGGGUGGAGCCCAUGGGGCCUCUGAAGACACCACUGUUCCACUCUAAAUACCACUACCAGAAGGUGGUUGUCCACCGCAUGCAUGCCAGCAAUGGGGAGACCUUCCACGUGCUUUACCUAACCACAGACAAGGGCACCAUCCACAAGGUGGUGGAGCCGGGGGAGCGGGAGCACGGCCUUGUCUUCAACAUCUUGGAGAUCCAGCCCUUCCGCCGUGCGGCCGCUAUCCAGGCCAUGUCACUGGAUGCUGACCGGCGGAAACUGUAUGUGAACUCCCAGUGGGAGGUGAGCCAGGUUCCCCUGGACCUGUGUGAAGUCUACACCGGGGGCUGUCACGGCUGCCUCAUGGCCCGCGACCCCUACUGCGGCUGGUACCAGGACCGCUGUGUCUCCAUCUACAGCUCCCAAGAGCCAGUGCUGCAGUCCAUCAGUCCAGUCGAGCCACACAAGGGGUGCCCCAACCCGAAGCCAGAGCAGGCCCCGCUGCAGAAGGUCUCCCUGGCCCAGAACUCCCGCUACUACCUGAGCUGCCCCAUGGAGUCCCGCCAUGCCACCUACUCCUGGCGCCACGAGAACAGUGUGGAGCAGAGCUGUGAGCCCAGCCACCAGAGCCCCAGCUGCAUCCUGUUCAUCGAGAACCUCACAGACCUCCAUUACGGCCACUACUACUGCGAGGCCCAGGAGGACUCCUACCUCCGCGAAGCUCAGCACUGGGAGCUGCUGCGCGAGGACAGCGCCAUGACCUCACAACUGCUGGGCCACGCCUGCACUGUGGCCACCAGCCUCUGGCUGGGUGUCCUGCCCACGCUCAUCCUUGGCCUGCUGGUCCAUUAGAGCCUCACGGGGCCGGGUGUGCUGCAGGCUUCUGCAGCCCCGAGGCACGAGAAAAGUCUCACACCCGGAACCGGCUGGGCCCAGGAGCUCCUUGUCCACCACUUCUUCCCAGGGGGACUGCGUAAACCUGACGGGGGACACCGGGCCUGCAGAUGGCCAGCCGCAGGCGGCUGUUGGGCCCCCGUGGGGCGAGGGUGUUGCAGGCCACACAGCGCAGGCUCCGACUGUGAAGCUGGGGCCUUGAUGCAAGACUGUCUUUUGGAGAUUAUUUUUCAAAAACUCCUCCUCAAACGGAUGAAAUGCAGUGAUGCUCUUGGCCUAAGAGCCUGUGGGCCAGAGAGUGGGGUUUAAAAAGAGGAAUGAGGGACCCCAUCUCUGGACCUUAGGGCUGAGGCCCGAGUCCUUCUGGACUCGCUAGACCCAGAUCACCCCCUCAUUCUCCCUCCUGCCAGGACUCGGGGAGGCUAGUAUUCCUGCAGGCCCAGGGCUGCCCUCUGUGACCUCCUCAUCAGCCCUGGGUCCCUCUAGGCAGCUGCCUUGCAUGUUUAUUGAAGGAUGUUUGCUUUCCGGACGGAAGGACGGAAAAAGCUCUAUUUUUAUGUUAGGCUUCUUUCAUGUAUAGCUACUUCUGACUGCAUCUGUAUGA